UGAGUGAGCCAGCAAUCAUGGCUUCAUGUUCGCCCACCAUUGCCGUUGCCCUCAUCCUUUCCUACUUCUCGUCGCCUGCAGCUGCCUUCAACAUCACCAGGCUACUCGGAGAGUUCUCCGAUUUCACAACGUUUAACAACCUCCUGUCGCAGACGAAGCUUGCGGAGGAUAUCAACCGCCGGCAGACCAUCACCGUGCUCGCCGUGGACAACGGCGCGGCGGGGGGCAUCUCCUCCCUCCCGUCCGACGUCCAGCGGAAGGUGCUCUCAAUGCAUGUCGUUCUCGACUACUACGACACCGCAAAGCUCGGGGCCAUCAAGAACCACUCCGCCCUGCUGACCACAAUGUUCCAGUCCUCCGGCAAGGCCACCGACCGCAUGGGCUUCCUCAACUUCACCAAGCGCUCCGACGGUGUCAUGCUGUUCGGCUCCGCCCAGCCUGGAGCGCAGAUGACAUCCCAUAUGGUGAAGUCAGUCGCUUCCCGCCCGUACAACAUCUCAGUGCUGCAGGUCAGCGACCCCAUCGUGCCGCCCGGCGUCGGAGGCUCCGCGGACAGCGGCGAGGCCACGGCGCCCGCGCCCGCAACUAAGGGAAAGAAGGAAGCUGCUCCGCCCAAUGAUAAGGAGGCCCCUGCUCCGGCACCGUCCGACGACGCCAGCACAGACGCACCUGCCGAUGCCCCUGGGCCGGCGGCGGACGGCCCAACGGCUGAUGGCCCUGCGGCGGACGGCCCAACGGCUGAUGGACCUGCGGCAGAUGGCCCCACGGCGGACGGCCCGGCACCUGACGCGCCGGCGCAUAAGAAGAGCAGCGACGAGGCGGCUGACGCGCCCGAGGGUUCAGCCGCUGGCAGAGUAGUGGCCGCUGCGGGUCUGGGAAUCGUGGCACUUCUGAUGACGAUCAUUUGACUAUGACGGCUAUUGCUGGAAAUUAGAAUGGAGCUUUCGUGAUUCGGGAUUGACAGUAAGCUGCACUCCUUCCUGUCACGAUGCACAGGCUUGUCCACCGACCCACAAACAGACUUAAAUUUGUUGUGGAUUCCAUGCAUUGGACAUAUCGUGCUCUGGAGGCUGGAGCACAGUUUCUAUUCUUUCUAUUUUCGUCUUCCCGCGAUGUACCGAUGAUGUUUUGUGUAGUGUGUGUAUAUAUAUAUAUAUACACACAGAGACCCUAGGUUUGUGCCGUUGCUCUAGGACAUUUAAACUUUUAUGUUAAAAACAUACCGAUUGCACGAUAAGAUAACAAUAUAUGAAAUUAAAUACUGAUGUUAAUGUAACAUUUAAUCUAAAAAUCAAGGUUUGUGAAA
Molecule: messenger RNA, 1306 nt
Organism: Sorghum bicolor (sorghum)
Lineage: Eukaryota; Viridiplantae; Streptophyta; Magnoliopsida; Poales; Poaceae
Product: fasciclin-like arabinogalactan protein 14
Exons: 1
Coding region: 18-908 (296 amino acids)
Cellular component (GO): plasma membrane
Source: RefSeq, a predicted model, not a curated record